UGGAAAAUGUCUGAAAUCCUGUUAUCCUGUAAAACCUUCAUCGUCAAUAAAAAAGUUAAACAAAGAAUAAUACAAGUGGCUAGAAUAUCACAGCUUUGUAUUUUAUAUUGUAAAAAUGUUUGUGAAGGUUAUUGACUCCCUGAUGUCAAUAGUUUGUAAAACCUUAGUGGGGGUAUAAAAAAACUGUUUUACACUAACAACAACCAUACUACGUUUUAGUUCGGUGAUGUUGAACUGUAUCUAUAAUUGUAUCUGCUGACGCUUCCAGGUAGCAGAAGAUAAGUAUCACGCUCACCACGAUAGCCGAUCUCGGACGUCAUAAUAUAGUAUAUAAUUUCACGCAACUCGAUUAGCUGUCUCUUUUCCUCGUCAGCUGACAAAAUGAAGGUCGCGACACAUUUGUGUACUGGUGUGCUUUUUAUGACUUUGAUGGGCAUCUGCAAGGCUCAGUCAGAAAAGAAAUCGGGACUCUACAACAUAACGGUUAUCAGCAUCGGAAACUGUCCGGACGGAGGAACCAACGAUAUCGUUUUCAAAACGACGAUCAGCAAAAUAUCUAAAGACUCCUUGUGCUACAGUGGCUGGAUCUCGCUACCAUACGGGCUAACCAAUCAGAUGCAGGAGCACUGGGAGAUAUCGUCCCUAGGAAGUACUGGAGGGUGGAAGACCAAUUUCCUGACUUUCCGCAACAAGCACGCCUGUGCGGACACCAAACGGCUGUUCCCACAGUGGUUCAAGGUCCUAGAGGUCGCCAAGCUGAAUGAUACUUCAUGUCCUAUCCCGAAAGGCAACUAUUCUUUUACCUGCCUGGAUCUAUCCAAUCUGCAGUUCGAAAAGUCUAGCAUAAUGCUAUACGGGACAUACAGGGUAACCAUAAACUAUUUUCUGAACAAAAGAAAGAUCGGUUGCACCAUGUACAAAGGGAUCGUUCAACCUAGGGUCAACGAGACUGGGACAACCGGGGUUUCAACAUCGUCCCUCGUCUCUGAAGAUUUUCCCAGCAUUGGCAGAGGGGCGUCGUUUCAUCCCCUGAACAAAUUUGAUAUCUUUGGUUUUGAUAAAAUAAUAAAUAAUAAAUAAUGGUUAGACAGUAGCA
Molecule: messenger RNA, 1096 nt
Organism: Homalodisca vitripennis (glassy-winged sharpshooter)
Lineage: Eukaryota; Metazoa; Arthropoda; Insecta; Hemiptera; Cicadellidae
Exons: 4
Coding region: 382-1080 (232 amino acids)
Source: RefSeq, a predicted model, not a curated record